UAUCUAUUCGAGGAUUCUUCUAUAUUCUGAAACUUGCGAAUCUAUCGAUUAAUUCUACUUUGGAGAUUAGCCAGUUAUAUCUUACGAUAAAGGCUCAAAUUUGUACGAUAAAACUAUAUACAUCAAGAUUCCUCCCGAAAAUCAUCGAAAAAAUAACGUUACCUCUUCUUCAGUCUCCAAACGUGCUCGCCGCCUGCCCAAAUUAGAGAAUUGGAACUACUACGAUUGGAAAAACCUUCUUACCUUCUUACCUAAUUUCCCUGCCACUCAUAAACUUGCGAUAAACCUGACUAGGGAGGUCAGUUCGAGGAAUUAUUAGCAUAAGUUUAAUAAGCGAAUGUCUUCUAAACAGAAGGAAUGCAGAGGUCUGUCGCUUGCGAAGCAUUCAAAAUUCAGCAUAAGUAAUGAUUGAAUACAAAUAUAAAAAUUACAGUGAAAUAUGAUUUUUGAUGUCUGGAAAUUGCCCUGAGAAUUGUUCAAGUUACCCCGCAUACCACCCGCAUGUAUUGCUCGAAAAUUUGCUAUGAAAAGAUCAACUGAACAACGCGGAUAAUUUCAGAGCUUAUAUAAUUAAUGAAGUAUUGGGUGAAAAAGAAAUCUAGCGAGAGAUAAACAAGAAUGCUCGUCAGUCGAUGAUAUUCGCCACGGAGUAAACACGCGUCAUACACUCAUACGCAUCGUUCAGGGGACCGAGGCAAAUCUACGCGUAUAUUCGUAUCUACCUACAUAAAGGAUGCACGCGCGUACAUUAAGCGCACAGAUUAUGAAUAAAUGCAAGUGCGUCGGAAGUGAGAGUGCUCGUGUGUAAUAUAUUCAAUAUACCGCGCAUAGCGUCAAGAAGGCCUGUCAUAUUCGCCGUUCGUUCGUCACACAGGACGGGGCAUAUUCGCAGACGAACUUAUAUUAACUCCGCCAGUGAUAGUGCUGCUGCCAUUAUAUCGAGGGGGUAACGUUCGAGAUGUCGUUAAUCAAAGUAAUUGCGAUUCUCCUUCUGAACGCAAAUUCAUGCCGAUCUGUAAACUACUGCUGUCCCGAAAACACAACAUGGCUGAAUGCAUCGAAUUGUUCCGACGGUUCGUUGUUGCCUAUGCAUUGUACGUCGGGGAUGUUCAAGUUGGAUUCGGCAGCUGAACCGAUAAGUGAAAGGUUCGAAAUAAUCGAAGAACAGAUUGUUUACGAUGACGGAUUGUCAACUACUCCGACGCAUCGAUUUUGCCUGGUGGCUCAGCCGGGCGUGCCGAACGCAUCGAUAGCUGUAAUUUGUUUCGAACCAUUGUCUGUGACGCGGUCCUUGGUAUUUGGUACGCUAUGCACCUUGUCGGCGUUCUUCCUCCUGGUCACUCUUAUUGUGUACGUGGUCCUGCCGGAGCUACGUGACCUCCAGGGUAAAAUCCUCAUGUGUGCCAUGUACUCGCUACUUGGAGCAUAUGUGCUGCUGGGGAUUAUACAGCUUUAUCCCAAUUACGCUGCAGAUGAUGAUGAUUUGUGCAUAUGGACCGCGUUCGUUAUGUAUUAUUGCUUCAUGGCUGCCUUUUUCUGGUUGAAUUUGGUAGCAUUCAACGUUUGGAGAUCGGCCUGGUUCACAAGGUCGGUGAUCAAGGACGAGACACUUUUCUGGAUAUACACCGUUAUCGGCUGGGGUGCACCAAUCGUCUUUCUUACGACCGCGAUCGUUGGUCAACAUACCGAUGGGAUCGUGUUGAAUCCUGGUUUUGCUAUAAGAAGCUGCUGGUUCGCAGGAAGUUACGAAAGAUGGGUCUAUAUGUACGGCCCGGUCGCCUUCCUAAUGACACUCAACAUCGUUUACUUCUCCCUAACAUGCUACCAGCUAUGGCACAAAUAUAGGAGCUUCAGCGGAACAAGACUUGCCGUGAUGAAGUUUAAGUGUAUGCUUUACCUAAAACUCGCGUGGGUGAUGGGUAUUACUUGGAUCUUCGAAGCGGUCUCGUCUACAACCGAACCGGAAUGGUCACACUACUGGCUCGUGACGGAUGUCAUCAACACUCUGCAAGGCUUAAUAAUAUUUCUAUUGCUGAUCGCAUCGCGUAAACGCGUAAGAAAACUUUUGGCAAGAAAGAGACCGUUCGGAAUUAACUUCCCAAAGAGAUGGGCCGCCGGCGAGGACGAGGAAUCCGAAGUAAUUCUCGAGGACGACGAGCAGGAGCAGGAGCUUUCGCAAACGCGUUAGCGCUUCGACUAUGGGAAUCAUGACGCACAAUACCCACCGUGCCGACGACGUCUUACACUCUGAUAAAUGUUUCACGACCCGCGAUGCUACACGCGCACACACACACGGACACCGAUUUGCCAACUGAAGUAAUUAUUAGGUAUGCGAGAUUCGCAUAAUUACCUGCCUACCCAUAUCAUACGCAGUAGAUCGUCUUACAGGCAAUUGCGAAUGAUCCGC
Diprion similis is the source of this 2407-nucleotide messenger RNA. Its product is annotated as G-protein coupled receptor Mth2-like. The record is from RefSeq and is a predicted model, not a curated record. Gene Ontology annotation, cellular component: membrane. The coding region runs from base 959 to 2188 and encodes 409 amino acids. Gene Ontology annotation, molecular function: G protein-coupled receptor activity. Lineage: Eukaryota; Metazoa; Arthropoda; Insecta; Hymenoptera; Diprionidae. The transcript is spliced from 7 exons. Gene Ontology annotation, biological process: cell surface receptor signaling pathway; G protein-coupled receptor signaling pathway.